This is a messenger RNA of Haplochromis burtoni (Burton's mouthbrooder), 3552 nucleotides long. Its product is annotated as E3 ubiquitin-protein ligase TRIM21-like. The transcript is spliced from 4 exons. The record is from RefSeq and is a predicted model, not a curated record. Bases 1 to 921 code for a protein of 306 amino acids. Gene Ontology annotation, molecular function: protein binding. Lineage: Eukaryota; Metazoa; Chordata; Actinopteri; Cichliformes; Cichlidae.
AUGAGGAGGUUGCGAGAUGAACAUCUUCAGUCUGGUUUUGAGAAGGUGGGGGUGUUUGUGGAUUAUGAGGAGGGUCUGGUCUCCUUUUAUGAUGCAGAUCAUGCAGCUCUUAUCUAUUCCUUUACUGGCUGCUCCUUCACCGGGAAACUCUACCCAUUCUUCUGUCCCGGGGUCAAUGAUGAUGAUAACUCUGCACCUCUGAUCAUCUGUCCUGUCAAUCAGUUUCCAGCUGACCACCAGGGUCUGCGUGCAGCUGGAGUCCACGAUAACCUGGCAUAUGCCCUCUUAGCACCUUACCAGCAUCAGCUGAAGAGGGUCCAGCAGUAUGCAGUGGAUGUGACUCUUGAUCCUGAUACAGCACAUCCUAAACUCAUCCUGUCUGAUGAUGGAAAACAAGUACACUGUGGUGAUAAGAAGAAAUGUCCAGACAACCCAGAUAGAUUUUCUGAAGAGAUUGUUGUUCCCGGAAAGCAGAGUUUCUCUUCAGGCAGAUUUUAUUUUGAAGUUCUGGUUAAAGGGAAGACCGAAUGGGCUUUAGGAGUGGUCACAGAGUCAGUCAACAGGAAGAAAAAAAUCACACCGAGUCCUGAGAAAGGUUACUGGACUGUAGGAGUAUAUGAAAACAUUUGUGUAGCUUUUGAGGAUCCUGAAGUCCGUCUCCCUCUUCAGUCUUAUCCUGACAAGGUCGGGGUGUUUGUGGAUUAUGAGGAGGGUCUGGUCUCCUUUUUUGAUGCAGAUCAUGCAGCUCUUAUCUAUUCCUUUACUGGCUGCUCCUUCACCGGGAAACUCUACCCAUUCUUCUGUCCUGGUGUUAAUGAUGAUGAUAACUCUGCACCUCUGAUCAUCUGUCCUGUCAAUCAGUCAGUCCGAUCUUUCUCCAUGAGGAAAUCAGAUCAAAAUCAGGUUAAUCUCAUCAUUUAAGCCAACAUAGAGAAGAAGUCCUAAAAACAGAGCUGCGCAAACUGCACCUGCUGUUGGAGACCAGGUUAUAUGGUUAGACUUUGCAGAACAAGCUAAUAACCUGACCUGUAUUUCAUUUUUUUGUUAAACUGCUUAUACUGUUUACCCAAAAAGUCCAAUCUGUCUUUCUCUCAAACUCUCCUUUUCUCUUCUUUCAGUGUUUAAAGACAAAUAUCCUGAUUGUUAAUUUUUGCUUCAAUCACCUGCACUACUUAGAAACGUGCACACAUAAAUUUAAAAGAAUGUUAGAUGGCCAGUUGCAGACACGAUAACUGGCACCUGAUAUCAGUCAUGACCACUUUUUAGCAACUCCUGUAAUACAAGCAGCUUCUCUCCACCAGUUUUAACCAGUCAAAUAGAUGCACGCUCUCAUAUAAAACUCUGUGAAGUGCUAAGAAAUGUUACUCUCUUUUGGGAAGUUGGCCGCAGCUGAUUGCUCACAGAGUGUAGCUUCCUGAACAUUGGGGGGUCCAUGUACAUGUUCAUAUCUGAUCACCCAACUUUUUAUGUGACAUUUAUAUGAACAAGAUUGCUUUUUAUGCAGCACUGUUUAGGCUAAAAUCAAGGUUGAUGUUUGAAUUGUUGUAGUAACAUGAAAUAAUUUCCCUUGAAGUCAAAGUAACCAAAAGGGGGCUGGUGACACAGGACACCUAUUAAAGGCUUGCUGUUGCCAGCCUGUGGAGCAGGAGCAGCCUCCUCAAGGCCAGAACCGACUGAUGGGUCGGCCAAGCUGAUGGGUGUUUCUCAGCCUGUGGCACAGCAACAUCAAGGCUCACUGACUGGUGGCAGCGGACCCACUGUUGCGUCCCUGCUGGGAGCCCCCCACAAACCACUUAAAGAAAAUCAGAUUCAGAAGCCCUUCCACUUUGUGUGACUGUAGCCAUCUGGCCACUGCAUCACUCAACCACCUGGCGCAUGUAAUGUGGUUAUCCUCCAACCCCAUCCAACCCCCUGGAAGCGUCAGCAUUAGUCCUUGAGCACAAGGUCCGGGUGGUCCAUUAUUGCCUGGUUGACAUCCUCAAGAUGGGCCAUCACCACUUUGGGCAGAUUGAGGUCGGUUGCCUAGGCUAGCCCCAACAGCAGAAGCAUCCAUCCGGUGAAGCAUCAUCACCACUGUAGCUGAGUGAAGCAGCUUAUCUGGUGCUCAGCCUGGUCCCAUAGCCAGUUGAACUGAUCUUGAUGCACCACCCCCAGCUCCCGGAGCAUGGCGGCUAGCUCCACCAGCAUCGUCCAGUACUUCUACUGGCUGCACUGGUCAUGGAUCUGUCAUCCUACAACUCAGUUUUAGGCACCAUUGUGACACAAAGUCCCCGACACAUACACAUUGUUACAGGGCUCAUGACAUUUAUUUACAGCAUUCUCUUGUUCAGGUUGCUUUGUGCAGCUUUCUAGCUGACUUAUUUCUGGCACAGCCCUCCCUUCGGUCCCAGCUGGCUACUGAACUAGCAAGUACAAGACGAACCAAACAGCCCUGGUUGCUCUGCCAGCCUCCUGGCACUGCGCUGAGUCCACUGCACCAUCAGUCUGUCCACACUCCCACCACAAAGCUGAUAGAACUAUGAAAAUGCUUGAAAAUUGAUGCUCAGCAGAGAAAGCUGCAUGGCGUGGCAUUCUGUAAUUCAUCCAAUUUUCAAUAAAAUUGAUCACUAUUCCUUUUAGAGUGAAAAUGUUUGGAAAGAUUUUGAUAUAUCGAGAUCUCAAUGAGCAGUCUGAAUCACGACAUAAAAAUACUGUCGUUUUAAACUGUAAUGAACAUGUAAUGGCAGCACACUAAGAUGUGUAAAAACUAAGAUAUACUGUUCAUCCGGUUCAUCUCAGGUUGUCCUUCAUCUGUUUUGUGACAUGACUGAUCUUUAAAUAAGACUUUCUACUAUUUCAAGGAAGAUAAAUAAAGGCGUGUCUUUUACUUUGGGCUCCUGGUUUCAGCUUUUUAAAAAUCUUGGUUGUGGCUCAGGUGAACAUUUCCAGAUUGAACUUGUUGACUGGCUGUUUGUAGCCUUUGAGCUAAAAAAGAUUUGACACUUCGACCUAAAACUGUUUCCUGUCAUCUGUAGACUGAGGGAUCUUACAGGGAUGGUGAUGCUGUUUUCAAGAGAUAUGAUUUUUCAAUAGGCACUGGUUUCUGGUCCGGAGGAGUUUAAUGUUCUGACACAUUGAAGGACCUGUCAGGUCACAAAUUUUGAAGCCAAUACGAUAACCUUAUCCCACCAACGCUGUGGAGGUCAAGCUUCCUCCAGACUCAUAAUGAUUCUCUGGAAAAGAGUAGAAUUCUUAGAACAGAGUUUAUUAAACAUUGUCAUAUGAACAGCAGAACAGUACAUUUAAAAGCAGAAAUAACACAUAAAAAGCAAGCAAACGAAAAGUGAAGCAACUCUGGGGUGCAGAGCCUUAAAACACAAAAAGAAAACACACACAAAAGACAGACAGGAAAGAAGCAGCAGAGAAAAGCUACUCAAUGCAUAUCAGACUCAUGUUAUAUAGGGAUAGUGAUUCCCCCCUCCCAUCAUUGGGUACCCUUUCAUACUUUGUUUUUCUUUUCAUCUUCCACUUAUGAUAUAAACAACCCUACACCAUAACUUCUUGCAAACCAGC